AUGCCACCGAAAAGAAAAUACAAUGAUGAAUACAUUAAAUUUGGUUUUACCAAUAUUACGGUGAAUAAGGAAGUAAGACCACAGUGCGUGAUUUGUACAACAGUUCUCAGUAAUGAUGCACUAAAACCUGCAAAAUUUGAACGACAUUUGAAGACAGUCCACCUAAAUUUUAGUGAUCGUUCUCGAGAAUUCUUUGAAGGUAAGAAGGAAAUCUUUAAAAAAAUGAAACUUGGGACAAGUGGUACGAGAUUUGAAACCUCUGAAAAAGUGCAUCAUACCUCAUAUGUGAUCUCCCUAUUAAUUGCAAAAUCUAAAAAACCUCAUACUAUUGGUGAAACUUUGAUUAAAUCGUGUUUGUUGAAAACCACAGAAGAGAUUUUAGGUAAGGAAGCAGCAAAAAAAAUACAAGACAUUCUUUUAUCAAAUAACACUGUAAAAUCGCGAAAAGGAAAUAUGUCACAAGACAUUGAAGAACAGCUUAUAUGCCUCAUAAAAAAUCUCCCUGGUUUGCUCUUCAGUGUGACGAAAGUACGGAUGUAGCACAAUGUUGUUAAUUGCUAAUCUUUGUUCGAUUUUUAAGUGGAGAUAAUACAAUAAAAGAAGAAUUAUCACAAGUAUUAGAAACUACGUCAAGAGGGGUUGAAGUUAUGAAAAUAAUUCUUGAUUAUUUUGAAAAACAUAAACUAAUGUGGGAAAAUCUUGCUGGAUUUUGUACCGAUGGCGCUCCUGCUAUGCUCUUGUCACGUUCAGGUUUAGCUACAUUGGUAAAACAAAAAAAUCCAACCACAUUAACUACACAUUGUAUUAUACAUCGUCAAACGUUGGCGUCCAAAACAUUACCAAAAGACCUAGCUUUUGCGAUGAAAAUAUCCAUACAGUUAGUGAAUGCUGUUAAAAAUAGUGCACUCAAUACACGUGUUUUUCAAAAAUUAUGUGCAAAUAUGGACGCUGACCAUGAAACAUUACUAUUUCAUACUGAAACAAUUUAUAAUAUAAAGCAAUCACGAGCGAAAUAA
Molecule: messenger RNA, 1016 nt
Organism: Cinara cedri
Lineage: Eukaryota; Metazoa; Arthropoda; Insecta; Hemiptera; Aphididae
Source: the annotation of a GenBank genome assembly